AUGGCCUACGAUCAAAGAGCAAAGAGGAGAAAGACCGACGACGACAACUAUGUCGACACAACGAGGUUGUCAUCCAGAUUCCAACCUUACGAGGGCGGCCGCGCUUGGACAGUCUCGGUUGCAAUUCCCAGCAGUAUUCUCACAGAUGCCAUAACCGCCGAGCGCCGCACUGCCGUCGCCGGGCGCAUUGCCCGGGCCCUCGCAGUCUUCUCUAUCGACGAGAUUGUACUCUUUGACGACAGCCCGGUCGAGUCCCGCCCCAAGAACGUCGACACGAAGAGCUACACCGGCGACGUCGACGGCUGUCACUUCCUCGAGCACCUUCUUGGCUACCUCGAGGUCCCGCCCUUUAUGCGCAAGAUGCUCUUCCCGCUCCACGCGAACCUGCGCCUCGCCAACCAGCUGCCCGCGCUCGAGAUGCCUCACCACCCGAACCCGACCGACUGGCUGCCAUACCGCGAGGGUGUCGCUGGAAAGGGAACGCCCCAGGGUACCAUGAUUGACGUUGGAUUGAAGAACCCCGUCCUGAUUGAGGACGAGGUCCCUCCCAAUACGCGUGUGACGCUGUCCUACCCGGAUUACAACACCGACAAGGCGGAGGCGUGCGAUCCGUCAGCGCCGAGGGAAGAGGGCGGUUACUACUGGGGCUACCAGGUGCGGCGCGCCGACUCACUGUCGGCGGUGUUCACGGAGUGCAAGUACGAAGGCGGCUACGACGUGAGCAUCGGCACGUCGGAGCGUGGGCGCACGCUCUCUGAGGCCUUCCCUAGCGCGGCGCCCAUGGAUUUCAAGCACCUGCUUAUCGUAGGCAUUGAGUUCGCGGCGUUGAACGACAAGGAGCUCGAGGGUAUGGAGAUGACUCCCGCAAAGACGAGGGAGCUGUUCGAUCACUGGGUGAAUGUGUUGCCUGGACAGGGAAGCCGCACCAUUCGGACGGAUGAGGCCAUCUGGGUGGCGCUCACGAGCCUGAGGAGGUUGUGGGUUGAGGUCUGA
Molecule: messenger RNA, 993 nt
Organism: Colletotrichum spaethianum
Lineage: Eukaryota; Fungi; Ascomycota; Sordariomycetes; Glomerellales; Glomerellaceae
Product: putative methyltransferase
Exons: 4
Coding region: 1-993 (330 amino acids)
Source: RefSeq, a predicted model, not a curated record